Molecule: messenger RNA, 2382 nt
Organism: Topomyia yanbarensis
Lineage: Eukaryota; Metazoa; Arthropoda; Insecta; Diptera; Culicidae
Exons: 2
Coding region: 1-2382 (793 amino acids)
Molecular function (GO): nucleic acid binding; RNA-DNA hybrid ribonuclease activity
Source: RefSeq, a predicted model, not a curated record
AUGGCGAAUUCACUAGCCGACCACUUUGCAGCAGUAUCAGCAACUGGCGCACCCUCGCCGUUAGAUGCUAACUUCAGCUUCAGCGAAUUAAAUUGGGCACUCAACAAGGCUGCAGGACUAUCAGAAGGCCCCGAUCGAAUAGGCUAUCCGCUUUUGAAUCAUCUUCCCCCUCGGGCGAAACUGAUUCUACUUGACAUCUACAAUGGCGUCUGGAGUAGCGGUGUCGUCCCGGCUGAGUGGAAGGAAGCAACAGUAAUACCAAUCAAGAAACCCGGAAAAGAAGGAACCGAAGCGGACGAAUACAGGCCUAUAUCACUAACAAGCUGUGUUGGGAAAAUCCUUGAACGUAUGAUCAAUCGGCGAUUGAUCCAUGAAAUCGAAUCAAACAACCGAAUUGGAAACCGGCAGUUUGCCUUUCGUCCAGGCACAGGCGUGGACAGCCAUCUAGCCCAAUUGGAAACAGUACUUGAAGACACACUGAAAUCCGGCAUGCAUGCGGACGUAAUAAUGCUUGAUCUGUCAAAAGCGUUCGACAGAACCUGGAGACACCCGAUCAUCACUACACUCAACGAAUGGAACGUUGGGAGCAGAAUGUUAAGAUACGUUCACAAUUUCCUGGACGAGAGAAGCUUCAGAGUAUUUGUUGAUGGUGCCCUUUCGGAUCGACGACCACUAGAAAACGGAAUACCACAAGGUUCAGUGAUCUCUCCAACGCUAUUCAACGUUGCAAUCAGCUCCAUCUGCAAACACAUCCCGGAAGACAUUGAAAUUUUGCUAUACGCUGAUGACUUGAUCCUCAUCGCUAUAGGAAGUUUUGCUCGAGCCGUUCGACUAAAAGCGCAAGCUGCGCUUAAUAAUGUGCUGACCUGGGCGGAACAACAAGGGCUGCAGUUCUCGACCACAAAAUCUAAGUUGCUCCACAUAUGCAACGGCAGUAGACACAGAAAUGUGCCAGACUUAAAAACCGAGGAUGGCACCAUUGAAAAAGUUGGUAGCGCAAGAAUUCUAGGAGUUCAAGUUGAUUCCAAAUUGAAAUUCAUGAGACACGCAGAGAUUCUAGUCAAAGAUUGCCAAAGCCAACUGCGGAUAAUUAAAGCAAUUAGUAGAAGAUACGCCGGCGGUAGCCGCCAAACAUUGUUCAGUAUCUGCAACAGCCUUCUAAUAGCCAAAAUCUCCCAUGGUUUUGGACUUUACAGUCGAGGUGGAGAGAAAGUAAUAAAACGGCUUCAACCUGUUUACCAUACCGCCAUUAGAACCAUCUCAAGAGCACUUAGAACCAGCAACAUCCUCUCGCUGCUCACCGAAAGCGGACAGCUUCCGUUUGAACACCUCAUGACCGGUCGACUUGUCAGCAAAGCGUGUAGCUGGCUGGAAAAACGGCCCGUUGAGGAGGAAAUGAUCUGCCCAAUGGUCAGGCGAGCAUCGGAAUGGUUGAAGCGAUUGACAUUUUUUCAAAUACCCAUUAUCAGUUCUCUUAAACGAGUUAGCGACCAAGCAUGGGACGCGGUUGAACCCGCAAUCGACUGGAGCAUUAAAAACCAACUCCGAGCUCACGAAGCCCCAACCAAAAUACAAGCCAUCUUUAGGGAGACACAAGCGAAGCAAUAUUCGACAUCAGUUCAGUUUUUCACCGACGGCUCCCUGGACAAAGACAGUGUUGGACUGGGAGUUUACAGCGAUAGCAUCGACAUCUCCAUGCGAAUACCAGACUGUUGUACCAUAUUUUCAGCCGAGGCAUUGGCACUAUUGAUAGCCACCGAAAAUGCCCCGACCUCAGGACAUACAGUCAUCUUUAGCGAUUCGGCAAGCUGCAUACAGGCGAUCGACCAUGGAAAAUCGCGACAUCCGUGGAUACAGGCGGUUGAAGAUGCUUCCACUAAAAAGAAAGUCACGUUCUGCUGGGUGCCAAGUCACUCCGGCAUACCAGGGAACGAAAGAGCCGAUUUCCUAGCUGGCCAAGGACGAACAAAUGAAUGCACCGCUAUCCCAGUCCCGGCCAAGGAUUUUGUUAAGUCUAUCCAUUCUAAACUCCGACAAGCCUGGGAAAUGGAAUGGAAAAAUUGCAACACCUUCACAAGAAGUAUAAAGUCGACGACCCUACCCUGGAAGGACGUGACUGAUACUUCGGAGCAGACUGCAAUUACCCGAUUACGUAUUGGACACACGAAACUGACGCACAGCUACAUCAUCGAAAAAGAAGAGAAACCACAGUGCUGCGGAGAGGACCUCACCGUGAGACACCUUCUCCUCGACUGUCAACGGUACCAACAAAGCCGAGAUCAACAAUUCGGAAACAUGACUCUAGGAGAAAUACUGCACCCAGAAAAUGAAGAAAAAUUAAUAAAAUUUCUAAAAGAAUUAUCACUACUUGAUAGAAUUUAG